Calliphora vicina (urban bluebottle blowfly) is the source of this 418-nucleotide messenger RNA. Its product is annotated as diptericin-D-like. The transcript is spliced from 3 exons. Lineage: Eukaryota; Metazoa; Arthropoda; Insecta; Diptera; Calliphoridae. Gene Ontology annotation, cellular component: extracellular region. The record is from RefSeq and is a predicted model, not a curated record. Gene Ontology annotation, biological process: defense response to bacterium. The coding region runs from base 47 to 364 and encodes 105 amino acids.
GCAUCAAUCUACAAUUGUUUAUUGAACUAAAUUAAUCUCAAGCAAAAUGAAGUUCGUUUAUUUGUUGGCAAUUAGCGCUUUGUAUAUGGCGGCCAUGGCAAAGGCUCAAAAUAAGCCUUUUAAGUUGACUUUGCCUAAAGAAGAACCCAAAAAUUUGCCUCAACUUUAUGGUGGCGGUGGUGGUUCUCGUAAACAGGGCUUUGAUGUAAGCUUGGGUGCUCAGCAAAAGGUUUGGGAGAGUCAAAAUAAACGUCAUUCAGUUGAUGUCAACGCUGGUUAUUCUCAACAUUUGGGUGGUCCUUAUGGCAACAGUCGUCCAGCUUAUAAUGGCGGUGUUGGUUACACUUAUAAAUUUGGUAAAUGAUUGUACAAUUCAAGAUAAAAAUAAAAAGUAUUAAAACUGCAAGACUAUUAAAAA